CUGGCGAGGAAGAAACUUGGCCGAAUCCCAAAUACCUCAACAUGUUAUAUGUAGUGCACUACAUAGGGUGCGAAAUCCCCUUAUCUCACACUCUAAUAGUGAAUUCGUAUAGGGAAUAGAAAUGUAUUUGGGAUUUGAGCACUGAGUGGCUCAGGUUGUUUAUUCAGUUUUAAAACCUGACCCGCUUUUAGAUUCGUAAUCUCAGAAAGAAAGAAAGAAAGAAAGAAAGUGACUUUAAGGCACACCUGUGUGUUUGUGUAAGUUGGAGUGAAAUUAGCGAGAUGUUAAAGACGCCUGUGCAGUGGGGAAAAAACUAUUUAAUAAUAAGUAUGUGUUAGUUUGUGGUUUGUCUUGUAUUGUAAGGUUACAGCUAGCGUGGUGAAGAGACACCAGACACCUUGGUAGAGGAGACGUUUUCAGGAAUAUAAAACCCCCCACAAACUGGUUUAUGGUGUAGGAUUGAGCUGCUGUGUAGGUUUGGGGGAAUUAUGGCGAAAGUGCAGGUGCUGAAUGUGGCGGUUCUGGACAACCCGAGUCCUUUCUGUAAUCCGUUUCAGUUUGAGAUCACGUUUGAGUGCAUGGAGGAUCUGUCUGAAGAUCUGGAGUGGAAGAUCAUCUACGUGGGCUCGGCAGAGAGCGAGGAGUACGAUCAGACGCUGGACUCGGUGCUGGUCGGCCCAGUUCCUGCAGGGAGACACAUGUUUGUGUUUCAGGCAGAUGCUCCGAACACGGGGCUGAUUCCUGAAAGCGAUGCAGUGGGCGUGACAGUGGUGUUAAUCACAUGCACAUAUCGGGGUCAGGAGUUUAUUCGCAUCGGCUACUAUGUCAACAACGAGUACACAGACCCCGAGCUGCGUGAAAACCCGCCCAUCAAACCCAACUACUCGCAGCUGCAGAGGAACAUCUUGGCGUCAAACCCGCGUGUCACACGGUUCCACAUCAACUGGGAGACAAUCGUGGACAAAUCAGAGGACUUUGAGAAUGUAGACCCCACCCUCAAUACCAUGUUCCCGCCCAGCUGCCCACCAGGAAAAGCCCCGGCUCUAGGACUUAUGCCGGACAAUUCUAUGGACUGCUUAUAAGGGGGACGGGGGACACACACACACACACACACACACACACACUGUUUGAUCACACAUUUGGUUGGACUCUCAGUACUUACAGGAUGAUUUUGGAUGCACUUCUCCUCCUGAACACAGGGUGGCAGUGAAGGAACACACACACACACACACACACACACACACACACACACACACACACACAUACAUACAUACAUCAUGCUGCUCUAAAGCUCAUCAGUGUGAAUGUUAUUUCUAGUAGCAAGUAAGCCAUGUUCUUGGAUCAACAUCCCUCUUAACCAGUCAUGGCCCUCUGAUGUCGUCACUGUGCGCCUCUAACCCUGCCCACUGAAGAUACAGUUCUAUGUGUAGCGCUGCCUUGUAGCUCACAAAAUUAAUUGAGCAAAGUGAAACGAUGAAAUUACUGACCUGCAGCUAAGUGUUAAGCUCAAAUUAUAGCAAUAAGAUCAGUAAUAAUUAGACUUUAUGCGUAGCUACUUUAGAAGGUGUCUAAACGUUUCCUCUAAAAUAUGACGUUUCAGCAUUGCACUAUUCAAAAACGUUAAUACACAAUACUCAAUAUUUGCAGCAUAAUCUAAAUGCUCAAAUUGAAAUAUGUGGUGUGUGUGUGAAAGAUAGAGAGAUUACUAAAGACGGUAACUGACACAUUUCCCUGUAAUGAGGAGGGUGGGAAAUAGCUAACGUCACCUAUAAUAGAGGUCUAAAGGCACGUGUUGGGGCACUUGUACGCUCAAGUCUGGAGGGCUCAGGGUAGCAAUUAUUUCAUCAUCAGGGUUCGAAUCCCAUCUCUGCCAUGUGUGCACGGAGCCUGAAUGUUCUCCCCGUGGGGGUUUCCUACGGGUGCUCCAGUUUCCUCCCCCAGUCCAAAGACAUGCUUUGUAAGCUGAUUGGCAUUUCUGUCCAUAGUGUGCGAGUGUGUGUGAUUGUCCCCUGCGAUAGGCUGGCACCCCGUCCAGGGUGUGCCCCGAGUCCCCUGCGAUAGGCUCCCUGGCUCCCCGCAACCCUGUGUAGGAUAAGCGGCAUGGAAGAUGGAUGGAUUUUUCACUGUUUGUUCACAUGGCUUGAGCUGAUGCUAGCUUGCCCCGCAUACGCAGUGGGUAAUUUAGGCUUGAAUGGUCAAAUGCAGCUUUAAAAAGCACCUUCUUGUUUGUGUAGAAGUGCAUUGCUACACUAGCUUUUAUGUAUGGAAACCAACUGGCACAUCUGAUGGAAAUUUUCAGUCUGCUCCAGAGUGGGAGGAGUCAGAGGCACACAUUGUGAUUUGGUAAAAUGAAUAUUAAUUUGGAAUACUUACUUUUGCAUUUGAGUUCUCCUUUUUUCUUUUUUCUUUCUUGUAUAUUUCGUUCUAAAAUGGAUUUAACGGUUGACGUUAAUAAAUCAAAAUUGCUGUAUUUGUAACACCACACACACACAUGCACACACACGCACUUUCAUCCACCAGCACACAAACUGCUCUGGUUUUGGAUUCUGGAUCCCAUUCUGUGUUUUGUUUUUUUGUUUUCUUCAUUGCAGAUGGUUUAAAAAAAAAAAAAAUCAGAAGUUCAAACUGUGUGACAUGCAUUAGCAAAAGAAAACUUCAUGUGAUGGUGUAAUUGUUCAGCUCUUGAAGCAGUGGAAAUCUGGGAGCCUUCACAAACCAAACCUGAUCCAGCACCAUGUCGUCGGAAAAGGGGUAGUGCAUAUGUGAGGUACUUGUAGCUUGGCAACAGUCGUGAGGGCCUUUGGUGUGUUUUACCCUUGAUCCACUCAUCAUUUCAUUCACCUCGUCUCUCCCUUUACAUUCAUCCUCUCCACCUUUUCAUGUUUUGUCUUUGUGAUGCAACCUGCUUAGAGGGUGUAAACCGGGGCCAGACCACUGUGUCCAUUUAAACGCUUACAGAGCGUUAUCUCAAUACUGUGGCACUUCUCAAAAACUCGCUCCUUCUGAGAUAUGAACUGCGAUUGACGAUCUGAUGUAUGAAAGAUAGAGUGAGAUACUUUUCAUUAUGGCAGAAUGCAGUUCGGUUUUGGAAAACUUUUAAAAAGUUGAAAAAUUGCUAGUUUUGAAGACUGGUGGGCCACACUUCCUGCACUGAGAGUGAUGGGCACAGAGGCCACACCUCCUGCACUGGGCACAAAGGUGACAUUUUGUUUUGGAACAAAGUUGUGGGUGGAAACAGGAAGUCUGCGUGGGGCUUUGUUUGUUUGUUUAUUGAGUUAUUGUUUGGGAAUUAUAUCCAAUCAAAGGGAACGUGCAGUACAUACAGCAUCUCCGAUCAUCCAACUGUAAAGAUCUCACCGGUGAACUAAUCUCCCACGCAGAGACCACACCUCCUUGAUUGAUUUAAAUCAGUACUGUGAUUAGUUAUUUAUCACAUCAGGUUGAUUAAUGUUUAUACAGGCUAAUGCUUAUAUUGUUAAUUGCUUCUCUCACCACGGCAGUUUAUUUCACAUUCUGUUUUAUUUAAAAGUGUAUGUAACGCGGCUUUUCGUCAAUUCUUUGAUGGAUACCGUGCUUUUGGACACUACAAUCUCCGUCUCUGUUUAAAUGUAAUUGAAAUAUGCAAUGUUUAUGUUCUGUUGCUGAGUUUUGAAGAAUAACAGACUUCAGUCAUUUUAAUGGC
Molecule: messenger RNA, 3682 nt
Organism: Ictalurus furcatus (blue catfish)
Lineage: Eukaryota; Metazoa; Chordata; Actinopteri; Siluriformes; Ictaluridae
Gene: asf1bb
Product: anti-silencing function 1Bb histone chaperone
Exons: 5
Coding region: 489-1082 (197 amino acids)
Biological process (GO): DNA replication-dependent chromatin assembly
Cellular component (GO): nucleus
Molecular function (GO): histone binding
Source: RefSeq, a predicted model, not a curated record